AUGCUGGCUGUGGCGGAAGUCAAGGCAGUGCAGGCGCGCAGGAGAGAUGGUGCCCGCGAGUGGCCGGCUGACAGGCUGAACACAAGGCAGAAGCAAACUUUGGUACAAAGCACGGCGGAGCGACUUGUUUUGCAGAAUUUCAUGCGGCAGCAAAGACUAUCGCAGCUUGUCGGCGCCAGCGGCUUGCUUGGCAGAUAUCAUUCCGAUGCGUUCUUUUUCGUCAUCAGCGAGAGAUUGGUGCGCGCGGCGUUGACCAUGGUUGGAGCUUUCGACAUGCCGAUCCAUCUGAAGACGAUUUGCCUGAUGGGGUUUAGCUCCGUAGAUGCCCUGGCCACCGUUGGCUUGCAACCAUUUUUCAGCGAAUCUGUCACGAUGAUGCACGCCUCCUGUCAGUGCUGCCUGCUCCUGUCCUACUCGCUCGUGCUCCUGCGGCACCUGAAACUGAGUCCAGGCGUUCUGGGCGACAGCAGCGUUGCGCUCACGGUGCUGCUUGUGCUCGCGUGCCCCUUCGUGGUCUUCUACGUGCUUCUCCGCCGCGAGGUGUCGGGGCACACGGUCACCUCGCAGUUGGCGACCCUGCUCAGGUACCAGGAGGACUUGGACGACGGCACGGCGGAGACACCGCGGCAGGUGGCCCCAGGACCGCCGCUUCUGGGUUGCGAGGCGGCCGCUGCGCCGCCGGCAGGUGGCGGCCGCCCGAGGCCAGAGGCGGAGGGCGAGGCCCGCGAGAUCUGCGUGGAGAUGGCGCCCGUGCCGAGUGCGGGUUCCCAGGCGCCCGCGGCGCCCGCAGCGCCGGCCGUCCCUGCAGCGCGCGGCGCGCCGGCACCCGCGACCCCGGACUGUGGCCCCGUCCGGCUGCGCGACAGCCGGAUCAUGUUUGGUGGGCUGGGCGGUGACGGGGGCGUGGGCUUGGGCACUUUGGCUGGGGGGCUUCUCGCGGGAGCCUCGGUCGGCGCCCCAGCUGCUUCAGUUGGCGGCCGCGGGGGCGCAGGCUUCGGCGCUGGCGCCAGCGCCGCACCAGCGCGCCCAGCAGGUCCCGAGGGCUUCUCUGGCCGCCCAUUGCCAGCGGGCAGCCACCAGCAAGCGUCGCAGCGGGGGCCAGGCAGAGGGACGCGUUUCGGAUGA
Molecule: messenger RNA, 1125 nt
Organism: Prorocentrum cordatum
Lineage: Eukaryota; Dinophyceae; Prorocentrales; Prorocentraceae
Source: the annotation of a GenBank genome assembly